Molecule: messenger RNA, 2797 nt
Organism: Mytilus californianus (California mussel)
Lineage: Eukaryota; Metazoa; Mollusca; Bivalvia; Mytilida; Mytilidae
Product: chitotriosidase-1-like
Exons: 12
Coding region: 171-2390 (739 amino acids)
Biological process (GO): carbohydrate metabolic process; chitin catabolic process
Cellular component (GO): extracellular region
Molecular function (GO): chitin binding; chitinase activity
Source: RefSeq, a predicted model, not a curated record
CAAAGGUAUGACAGCUAAAUAAUGUGACUUGUUUGUUGAUGUCUAUAGCUUUAUGGAGGACACAUAUCCCCAAUUUAAGUCAUAGGAAUGGUUUAAAUAGGAUUAAUACAUACCAUUCGAACUAUAAAAAAUUAAAAAGAUUAUAAUUGGAUUACUUCUAUAUCUUCAAAAUGAAUCUUCAAGGGAUACACGUUAUAAUUUUCCUGGCAGUCGUCCAUGGUGCAUUGUCAAGUUUACGUAGGGUAUGUUAUUACACAAACUGGGCACAGUACAGACCAGGCACAGGGAAGUAUGUCCCCGAGGACAUGAAUGCACAUCUAUGUACACAUAUCAUAUAUUCAUUUGCCAAAUUAAAUGGUAACCGACUGGCUCCUUUUGAAUGGAAUGAUGAUUCCACUGAAUGGAUGAAAGGAAUGUAUGCAAAAUUUAAUGCAAUAAAAGCACAAAAUCCUAGAAUAAAGUCACUCCUUGCUAUUGGAGGAUGGAAUAUGGGUUCAGAACCAUUUACACAAAUGGUGAAAACAUCAAAAUCCAGGCAGGAAUUUGCCCAAAGUGCUAUUGAUUUCCUAAGAAAGAGAAACUUUGAUGGUCUCGAUUUAGAUUGGGAAUAUCCUGCGAAUAGAGGAAGUCCUCCUGUAGAUAAAAAUAGAUUUACCUUAUUGGUUCAACAACUACGAGAUGCAUUUGAUAGAGAUGCACGUACAACUGGACGAUCACGUCUUUUGAUAACCGCUGCAGUCGCUGCUGGGAAGAAAAAUAUUGACAGUGGUUAUGAUGUCGCUGCUAUUGGAAGAUUAAUGGACUUUAUAAGUAUAAUGACUUAUGAUCUUCAUGGAAGCUGGGAGUCUGUAACUGGCCAUAACAGUCCAUUAUUUGCCAGGAGUGGCGAGACAGGAAAAGAAAGAUAUCUUAAUCUGGCCUGGGCAGCUAAUUAUUGGAAUAAAAUGGGUGUACCAAAGUCUAAACUUAAUAUUGGAAUGGGAUUGUAUGGAAGGUCUUUUACAUUAAAAGAUCGUAAUGUACAUAAUGUUGGAGCGCAAACAUCCGGAAAAGGGCUUGCUGGAAAAUAUACACGAGAAGCUGGUUUCUUAUCAUACUAUGAGGUUUGUGAUAUGAUGAAAAAAGGAGGAAAGAAAUAUUACAUCAACGAACAAAAGGUACCGUACUUGGUGAAAGAUGAUCAAUGGGUUGGAUACGAUGAUGUCGAUAGUCUGUCCAUCAAGGUUCAGUAUGUCAAACAGCAAAGAUUUGGUGGUAUCAUGGUAUGGGCUUUAGACCUUGACGAUUUUAAAGGAACAUGUGGUCAAGGCACAUAUCCUUUACUUAAGAGAAUAAAUCAAGAAAUAGAAGGAUCAAGGUUCCAACCCGAGUAUCCAAUGAACGAUAUACCUAACGUACCAGAAAUAUACAAUCCCAUUCCACCAAGACAGACACCUAAACUAGAUAUACCUAACGUACCAGAAAUAUACAAUCCCAUUCCACCAAGACAGACACCUAAACUGGAUAUACCUAACGUACCAGAAAUAUACAAUCCCAUUCCACCAAGACGGACACCUAAACUGGAUAUACCUAACGUACCAGAACUAUACAUUGCACCAAGACAGACACAUAAACGAAGAAGGAAACAAAAGACAAUACAACCACAGGUCGACGCCAGGAAAGUGGUCAAUCCUAGACCUCCAAGACAACAACACAUUAAAAGCGUCGAUCAGCUACGAUCAAGAAGUAAGGAUUUUUCUUGCAUAAAAGGAAAUGAUGGAUAUUUUGCAAGUCCAACAUCAUGCUCUGAAUACUAUAUGUGUACAGAUGGAACUGCCUUUAAGUUCAAUUGUGCUUCAGGUCUUAAAUUUAAUGCAGAGCAUAACUUUUGUGAUUGGCCAAAGAAAGUAAAAUGUACCGAUAAAAAAGGAAGAUCUUCUAAAAAAGCUGUAAGACCAGGGCAAAAAUCUUCUACACAACAUACAAUAAAUGAACCAGCUCCACCGCCACGACCUCCUGUGCAUAGACCGGAACCUCCAACAUGGCAUCCAUCACAACCGCAGCAGUCAACUUCAACCAGUGGUUGGAACUUCGAUGCUCCAGCCAAAGGACCUCCACCACCGGCUCCGACCACUCCAACCACAGCUCAGCAGCAUCGUAGUGCUUGGGAUUGGGUAUCUAUGAUUGAUAACCAAAUGCCGUUCUUCAUGAGUCUGUUUGGAAACAAUGAUAUGUUUGCAGAUUUCUGUGCAAGUCGUACAAAUGGAAUAUAUCCAGAAAGUGCGAAUUGUAGAGGAUUUAUAGAAUGUUCUGAUGGUGUGUCUUUCAAAGGAGCAUGUGGUCCUAGUCUAGCCUUUAAUCCACGCCAAAAAACAUGUGACUACACAUAUAAUGUACCCGGAUGUUCAUAAAACAACUCAAUCAUGAUCCUGGUUAUUUAUUAUCUUAGUGCAUAUAGCGCUUACUGUGUGAAGUACUUAUUAUCGUUUGUACGUUGUACAUACAAAUAAUCCAGCAAGGUAUUUUGCAACUCGGCACAUGCUAUGGGAAUCGUUGUGUGUUUCUUAUAGUGAUCAGGAAGUGCUUCUGCUUUAUGAUUUUGAUUUUACCUGUUAACUUGUUAAUCAAAUAUAAAAAAAAAUAGUCAUAUCUGAUUCUAUGGUAUUUUAUUUUUUAAAAUCAGAAGUACUUGUAUAAUGCAUAUAUUUUUUACGUGUGUAAGAACUACAUUUUUUGCGCUUUCAAAUUUCUAUAUUUCUCUCAGUAGAAUUAUAACUAGAGCUGUUGUCAUAUUAACAAUGAAAUUAUCUACACCAUG